Molecule: messenger RNA, 3849 nt
Organism: Anopheles darlingi
Lineage: Eukaryota; Metazoa; Arthropoda; Insecta; Diptera; Culicidae
Exons: 5
Coding region: 122-2452 (776 amino acids)
Biological process (GO): cilium assembly
Cellular component (GO): axonemal microtubule; centriole; centrosome
Source: RefSeq, a predicted model, not a curated record
ACAUUUUACAAUCGCUCGAUAGCGUUGAUAUUUGGUUAAAAAAGCGAUUUAUAAAUUGAUAUACCUUGAGCUAGCACCGAGCCCAAUGAUGAGUGCUUUAUGUACAGGUUGAGCUGUCAAAAUGCGCGUUCACAACAGCGUUGCGUCUGUGCGUACGACUGUGUGUGAGGGCGGGCGGAAGGGCGUCCGUGAUGUGAUUGCAAAACGGACACACAACAGCAAACUAGAAAAACACAAGCCCAAAAAAACGGGCCGUGCCGUUGAGUUAGGGUGCCUGUUUUUUGGGGUGCGAAGUUGCGUUUCGUUUUUCGACAAAACAACAAUACGGAGUGCCAUCGAAGAAGCUGCCACCGAUUACGGCCGUCGACUUGAUGCGCCAGCCAGUAACAUUCGGGUGUGGACUACGGAAGGAAGCAAAACUAUGACCGCCGAGCCUAGCGCACUAACGACGACGACGACGACGACGACGACGACAACAACGCACCAGAGCGAUGAUGCGGGAAUGCAGGUUAGCGCCAACGCUACGGCUUCGCCACGCAAGUGCAUCGUUCGCGAGAUGCUGUGCUUUUUCGAGGAAGCCGCUGCCGUACUCGCCGGCAACAAUCAACCGGCCGAACUGGACUGGGACGGGGAACAGUUUUUCGACGAUGCCAGCAGCGGGUGGGUGGGAGACCCGGACAACCGGAGCGUGGACGAGAUACUGCACGAGGCCGAGCUGCUCAUCUGCCAGCAGCCGGUGUUUCGGCGAAACGGCGAAACCAUCGAUCGAGCCCAUCCCUCGGCGCUGCAAGAGCUGGCGUGUGAGGCUAAGCUGGCAGAGGUGUGGAAUGGGCUGCUGGAGGAUCUGGCAAACGCCGAGCGGAAAGACGCGCAACGGACGGUCCUCGAGCAGCAGACAGAGCCGAACAGCAUGGGUACGAGCGACAUGGUCCCGUACAGCAAUUAUCAAUCGAUAGUUAAUGCCGCGACGGACAGCAACGAAUUGACCGACGAAGAAGAACCGGACGAGAGUGAAUGCUUCUCGGAUGGUGAUGGUACUACGAUCUCGCUCAGCCAACAUAACUACCAGCAAGAAGAACCCCAGCUGCUAACGGUUCCGCCAGGUGAUGCGCAACAGCAGGUGGAUCGCUGUUCCACACCGCACCAAGCAGCAGAAGAGCGGGAGAGGGUGCCGUCGGUUGUACCAACGACUUGCGACAAGUCGACGCAACCGUCACCAACGCGCGAAUCGCCCACCGCGAGCGGUGAACUAAUGAUGCUGUCUAAGUACCGCGAACUCGAAAACAGGCUGCUCCAUCUGCACGAACAGGUAAAGGACAGCGAGGAACGAUACCAGAGCCUUCGGAUCCAGUAUGAAACCCUUGCCCAUGCACACCGAACCCUGCGUGACCUCUACAACACCAAGCAGGACGAAAGCGAGAAGUUGGAGUUCGACAUACAGCAUCUGACGAAGUGUGUCGAGGUGCUCAGAUCGGAGCUCAAAUCUGCUCGCAACGAGCGCGAUUUUGCGGUGGAACUGCAGGGUCUGCUACAAUCCGAGCUCGACGAUGCACGCAAUGACAAAAAGAAGCUGCAGGAGAGUACGGAGAAAGAUACCAGAACGAUACAGGAUCUACAACGACAGUGCCGCGAAAUGGAGCGCAUUUUGAUGCGUAAGAAUCCAGAUGCUAUCUCGGGACUUAUCGUGACUACCAAAGUACCUCAUGGAAAGUCGGACGGUGAAGGCGGUGCAUUAGUACGCCGUACACCGGAGCAAACGGAGGCGGACGGUGGCAUCAUUCAGCACUCCAGAUCAUAUGGAGUGCUGGCGGACGUGCAAGCGCGCUUCAGCUCCGUACAGGCCAAGUACGAAACACAUAUACGUGACCUGGAAAUGCAGGUGUUGAGCUUGCAGGAGAUCAACUCGAAGCUGAACGAGCGGAUCAUACUACAAAUGGAAGAGCUGGCAAUAAUCAACGCCAACACCCUGGCCGUCGGCAGCAGCACUUCCAGUAGCACUCAGACUGAGCCGUCGGAAGGCAUCGGAAAAGCACCGGCGAAGCGACGGUCCGUGAUGGUGCAAACGGACAACCUCAUUGCUAAACCAUUGUCUAUACGCCAACAGCAGACCAAGCGGGCCCAGGCGCAAAACAAGGAAGAUGCUCACCUGUUAGCGACCAUCGGUGGCAUGCGAGUUGAUCUGGCGACCAAGGAAAAGACCGUACAGCGGUUGACGCGUGAGGUGGAAGAGUGCAAAAAGACGAUUAAGAAGCUGCAGAAAAAGAAGGAAGGGCUGGUUAAAAGUGACUGCGGCAAGUCACCGGUGAAGGUGCGCAAAAAAGUGCUGGAAAACGCAGAAUCGGGUAUGGAAUCGACCUUAGCAGUGAGUGAAGGUGCGCCGAAGGCGAAGAACCUCGAGAUGGAUCACCACAAGGCACUUCAAGAGCAAAGGUUGCAAGAACACAGAACAUGACAAGACGUCCGCGGAAUCGAGUAUGGGUUUUACCUCGCAGUUACACGUAGGGUUACGACAAGUGCAGCUGCGAAUAUACAUAUUGGCAAAGAGUUAAUUUCUUACUAGUCGGAACAGUGGCAGGAUAGCGUACAAGAUAAUGGUUAGCAGCACACGAAGCAAAUCGAGUGUGAUCUCAAUUUGAAAUUUAUUUGUAAAAGUAGUUGUCUAUAGACAAUCUUGUUUGGUUUUAAUGUAGGCGCUAUGUUGCGGAUUCGCGCUUAUUCUACGUGAAGUUCGGCAAAACUAAUUAGCGAAAAGCGUAAUUUUAUCGCUCAGUUGUUUGAAAAAGAACUAAUUAUUCUAGUGCAGUAUACUUAAAGAUAAAAGUUUUAGCAACCAUUUUAUUACACUUCACUCUUUAUCAACAUGACUAAAGUCUUGCGCUUAACAGUGUUGUGCGCCUUUUAUAUUCAAAAUUUAUAUUGUUCUUCUAACCAAAUGCCAAGUCGCACAUUGCAACAUUGUGAAAACGUAAAAUAGUGAUAGUGUUUUGGUACCAUCGUCGAUUCUCUUCGAUUUGUAUUUUCUGCUGUGAAAAAUUAAUUUUAGUACCCUGCUCUAAACCAAUGAUUUUUUUGUAUUAUUUUAGUCGCAGUUUUAUUGUAUGAUUUUAAACGCAGUAAUCUGCAAAGUUAUAGAUUCAUAUUAUCAUACAAUCAGAUUUAUACAAGCUGCGCCGUGUUCUUUAAUUUGUGUUCAAUUCAAAUUCAAAUUCAAUUGUCGCCAUGUUGCAGUUUCUAUUAUAUUAAGGUUAACCAGUAUUGAAUGUUACGCUAGUUUUUUUUUGCAUUUUAAAUCCAGCCAUAAUAGAUAGGCUUAGUGAUUUUCCAGUGUCCAGUGAGUAUUUUAUAUCAUCUGCUAUGUAUGUAUUGAAAGAGGAAAUGAGUUUUAUUUUCCCAAUUCCGCAUUCUUCACGUUUUCCCAACUCCUCCGAUAUCACUGAAAUGGCUAAUUCCACAAUAUUUGUCAUUGCAAAUGUAGCAUUUUUGUAGGUGACGUUGUAAAUAAUUCUUCUAUCCCAAUUCUGAUAAGGAUUAUCUAUUUCUUGUCGAGAAUUGUUAACUAACAAAUGUUGAUAAGGAUUAUGUAUAUUGAUGUUAAUGAAGUUGAUUGCAAAGAAGCUAUUGAUUUGAGGUGUUAGGUAAUGAGGAAGGGAAACAAACUCUGCCUCGAAUAUUUUAGGAAAAUAGGGUUCCUUUUAUUCUAUAACGUUUAUAAACCCUUAUAGUAGGUGGUAAUGAUGUAUAUAGACAAUAAAAAAAGUGCGCCAAAUGUAUUCACACUCGUUUAUGUUUUCUUUUGUAUUUUAGUAUUUUAUUAUGUUCCUUUGAUAGGAAACUAUAUCAUGUAGGCUU